Molecule: messenger RNA, 2587 nt
Organism: Choloepus didactylus (southern two-toed sloth)
Lineage: Eukaryota; Metazoa; Chordata; Mammalia; Pilosa; Megalonychidae
Gene: CCT6A
Product: chaperonin containing TCP1 subunit 6A
Exons: 14
Coding region: 105-1700 (531 amino acids)
Biological process (GO): protein folding
Cellular component (GO): chaperonin-containing T-complex
Molecular function (GO): ATP binding; ATP hydrolysis activity; ATP-dependent protein folding chaperone
Source: RefSeq, a predicted model, not a curated record
GCGGGCCGAGCGCGCCCGACUUUUCCAGAAGGGUGCCGGAUAUUACCUUCAGGCCACGCUGAGCCGGGCUUGGGGUUUCGUCUUUUUUCUCUGCUGUGUCAGCUAUGGCGGCGGUGAAGACUCUGAACCCCAAGGCUGAGGUGGCCCGCGCCCAGGCGGCGCUGGCGGUCAACAUUAGCGCGGCGCGAGGGCUGCAGGACGUGCUGAGGACCAACCUGGGGCCGAAGGGCACCAUGAAAAUGCUUGUUUCUGGUGCUGGGGACAUCAAGCUUACUAAAGAUGGCAAUGUGCUGCUUCAUGAAAUGCAAAUUCAACACCCAACAGCCUCCUUAAUAGCAAAAGUAGCAACAGCCCAGGAUGACAUAACUGGUGAUGGUACUACUUCCAAUGUCCUAAUUAUUGGAGAGCUACUGAAGCAAGCAGAUCUCUAUAUUUCUGAAGGUCUUCAUCCCAGAAUAAUAACAGAAGGAUUUGAAGCUGCAAAGGAAAAGGCACUUGAGUUUUUGGAACAAAUCAAAGUAAGCAAAGAGAUGGACAGAGAAACACUUAUGGAUGUGGCCAGAACGUCUCUACGUACUAAAGUUCAUGCUGAACUUGCUGAUGUCUUAACAGAGGCUGUAGUGGACUCCAUUUUGGCCAUUAGAAAACAAGAUGAACCUAUUGACCUUUUCAUGGUUGAGAUCAUGGAGAUGAAACAUAAAUCUGAAACUGACACAAGCUUAAUCAGAGGGCUUGUUUUGGACCAUGGGGCACGACAUCCUGAUAUGAAGAAGAGAGUAGAAGAUGCAUACAUCCUCACAUGCAAUGUGUCAUUAGAAUAUGAAAAAACAGAAGUGAACUCUGGCUUUUUUUACAAGAGUGCAGAAGAGAGAGAAAAACUAGUAAAAGCUGAAAGAAAAUUCAUUGAAGACAGAGUUAAAAAAAUAAUAGAACUGAAAAAGAAAGUCUGCGGUGAUUCAGAUAAAGGAUUUGUUGUCAUUAAUCAAAAGGGAAUUGACCCCUUUUCCUUAGAUGCUCUUGCAAAAGAAGGCAUAGUAGCUCUGCGCAGAGCUAAAAGGAGAAAUAUGGAAAGGCUGACUCUUGCUUGUGGUGGAGUAGCUCUAAAUUCUUUGGAUGACCUAAAUCCUGACUGUUUGGGGCAUGCAGGCCUUGUCUAUGAGUAUACAUUGGGAGAAGAGAAGUUCACCUUUAUUGAGAAAUGUAACAGUCCUCGUUCUGUCACUUUAUUGGUGAAAGGACCAAAUAAGCACACACUCACUCAAAUCAAAGAUGCAAUAAGAGAUGGCCUGAGGGCUGUCAAAAAUGCUAUUGAUGAUGGCUGUGUGGUUCCAGGUGCUGGUGCAGUGGAAGUGGCAAUGGCAGAAGCUCUCGUUAAAUAUAAGCCAAGUAUAAAGGGCAGGGCCCAACUUGGAGUCCAAGCAUUUGCAGAUGCAUUGCUCAUUAUUCCCAAGGUUCUUGCUCAGAACUCUGGUUUUGACCUUCAAGAAACACUAGUAAAAGUACAAGCAGAACAUUCAGAAUCAGGUCAACUUGUAGGUGUAGACUUGAACACAGGUGAGCCAAUGGUAGCAGCAGAAGUAGGCAUAUGGGAUAACUACUGUGUAAAGAAACAGCUUCUGCACUCCUGCACUGUGAUUGCCACGAACAUUCUCCUGGUUGAUGAGAUCAUGCGAGCUGGAAUGUCUUCUCUAAAAGGUUGAAUUGAAGCUUCCCUUGUAUCAUCUGAAUCAUGACGAGUUGACAAGAGUGAUCCUAAGAAUAUAGCUAUGGAGUUUUUGUCCAAGUAUCAAAUGACUUUCAAAGUUAAAACAGGAGGACAUUGGCACCUUUUAAAAUUAUGAAGUUCUGAAAUUACAAUUACUGUGUUUUUUUUUUUUUAAUUGCUCUGAAGUGUACGCUUAUAAAGCAAAUCCUUUUUACCCAGCGAACAGUUUAUUUUACUUUAGCUGCAGUGGCAUAAAGUUACAUGUUAGAUAAGAGUUAUGUUAUCUACCUUGUUAUUAAAUUCCUUCACAAACAAAUUUUCAUGAUUUAAUAAUUUUCUAUGGAUGUAUUUAAUUUAUCCAACAGUUCCCUAUUGUUGAGCAUAUGUUUUCUGCUAUUAUAAGUAACACCUAAGUAUAAAUUCCUGUGAGAAUUAUUACUGGAUCAAUUGGACUUUUCAUGCAUUAGAAACAGCUUUGCUCUUAUACUCCCUGAGAAAAGUUAAGUUUUAUACUCUGUAGGAGGUGGAAAAGGGGAUAAACUGGAGCCAAGGAAGUGAAAGAGUUGCAGGUAUAAAUUGGAAAAAUGAGAGAAGACAGAGGGAAGAUGCGUGAGAAUGGUGACUAAGGGAGCAGGGGUUAUCAGAGAUUUUCAGGCUGACCAUAUUUUUAUGCUUCUGAACCUUUGAUUACGUAGAAAUGUCCAUCCCAACUCUAGUGUCGUUUACUCUCACCCAAAUUACUGUUGCUCCUCAGUGUUUCCACAAAAUUGUUUUUAUAGUUAUCUCUGCAUUCGUUGAAGGCGUAAUUGUGUUACUAAGCUUCGUAUUUGAUGGCUUAGAAGUUGCCUACAGUGUGUGCAAUAAAUCUUAAGGCAAAACCUU